GUGACUGGUCAUUUUCCAAGAGUAACAAUGUGCGAUUUUACGGUUCGCGUUCUUGGUGCAUUGCAUCGUUGGACUGUUCAGUGUGUGCUGAUGAUCAAUAUGUUCACUGAGAAAAUUUACGUAUUCUUGUGGUAA
Messenger RNA from Cylicostephanus goldi, 135 nucleotides. The record is from the annotation of a GenBank genome assembly. Lineage: Eukaryota; Metazoa; Nematoda; Chromadorea; Rhabditida; Strongylidae.